GCUGUGCCCAUAGUUGAAGGAGUCUUUAUAUUUCUGAUAGAAGACAGCUGCAAAAAAAAAAGGCGUAAGAAUUUUGAAGCUGUGUUCAAAUGUAUCCUUCAGAGUGGAUUGGAUAACUUGGUGAUAAACCACAUGCUAAAGAACAACGUGGCUGGACAAACAUCUAUCCAGACCCUACCUAAUACGGAUCAAAAGUCGACCAGUGUAAAAAAAGACAACCACAAAAAAAAAACAAUUAAGAUGUUGGAAUACCUGGGCAAAGAUGUUCUUCAUGGUGUUUUUAAUCAUUUGGCAAAACACGAUGUUGUGACAUUGAAGGAAGAGGAAAAGAAAAAAUAUUAUAAUGCCAAAAUUGAAGACAAGGCCCUGAUCUUGGUAGACUCUGUGCGAAAGAAUCGCGAGGCUCAUCAAAUCUUUAUCCAAACACUUCUCGAUAUGGACCAAAAGAUCACCAGUGUAAAACCUCUUCUGCAAAUCGAGGCUGGACCACCUGAGUCAGCAGAAUCUACAAAUACACUCAAACUUUGUCCUCGUGAAGAAUUCCUGAGACUGUGUAAAAAAAAUCAUGAUGAGAUCUAUCCAAUAAAAAAGAGAGAGGACCGCACACGCCUGGCUCUCAUCAUAUGCAAUACAGAGUUUGAUCAUCUGCCUGCAAGGGAUGGGGCUCAGUUUGACAUCCUGGGGAUGAAAGGGCUGCUUCAGGGCCUGGACUACACCGUGGUUGAAGAAAAGAAUCUCACAGCCAGCGAUAUGGAGUCAGCGCUGAGGGCAUUUGCUGCCCGACCAGAGCACAAGUCCUCCGACAGCACGUUCUUGGUACUCAUGUCUCAUGGCAUCCUGGAGGGAAUCUGCGGAACUGUGCAUGAUGAGAAAAAACCAGAUGUGCUGCUUUAUGACACCAUCUUCCAAAUAUUCAACAGCCACAACUGCGUCAGUCUAAAGGACAAACCCAAGGUCAUCAUUGUCCAGGCCUGCAGAGGUGAAAAACAUGGGGAACUCUGGGUCAGAGACUCUCCAGCAUCCUUGGCAGUCAUCUCUUCACAGUCAUCUGAGAACCUGGAGGCAGAUUCUGUUCGCAAGAUCCACAAGGAGAAGGACUUCAUUGCUUUCUGUUCUUCAACACCACAUAACGUGUCCUGGAGAGACCGCACAAGGGGCUCCAUCUUCAUCAUGGAACUCAUCACAUGCUUCCAGAAAUAUUCUUGCUGCUGCCACCUAAUGGAAAUAUUUCGGAAGGUACAGAAAUCAUUUGAAGUUCCACAGGCUAAAGCCCAGAUGCCCACCAUAGAACGAGCAACCUUGACAAGAGAUUUCUACCUCUUUCCUGGCAAUUGAAAAUGAAACCACAGGCAGCCCAGUCCUCCUCUGUCAACAACAAAGAGCACAUUUACCAGUAUAGCUUGCAUAGUCAACAUUUGGUAUUUCGAUAAAAGUAAAGACUAUAUCUUUUUAGAUUGUAUGAACUGUAUCUUUUUAGAUUCUCUAAUAGACAAUAUAAUUUCAAUGAAAAUGGUGGACGAGUGAAAAUGAAGUGGAAGAAACUAACUGGAUUUUCGAGUUUUAUGGCUCAUGUAACAUCUGUACCUGGCUGAUGAAGACGACUGGCUGUGACUUACCGCCAGCAAUAGAAUGAAAGAAGAUAGUGUUUAAAAGUAUAAGAUACCACCUCAUACCCAUUAGAAUGACUCCCAUCAAAAUAUACAAACAAACGGAAAAUAACAGGUGUUUGCAGGGAUGUGGAAUAAUCGGAACCCUGUGCUCUGUUGGUGAGAAUGUCAAAUGGCACCACUGUGGAAAACAGUAUGGAAGUUCCUCACAAAAUUAAAGCUAGAAUUAUCAUAGGAUCCAGAAACUCCACCUUUGGGUACAUCCCUAAAAUAAUUGAAAGCAGGGUCUCAAAGAUACAUUUAUACACCCAUGUUCAUGGCAACGUUGUUCAUGAUAUCUAAAAUGUGGAAGCAACAAAAGUAUCCAUGGACUGAAAAAUGGAUAAGUUAAAUAUCGUAUAUAGAUAUAAUAAAAUACAAUUUAGCAUAGAAAGGAGGGAAGUUCUGACAUAUGCUAAAAUAUAGAGGAACUUUGAGGACAUUAUGCCAGGUAAAAUAAGCCAUUCACACACACAAAAAUACAAUAUGAUCACACUUAUAUGAGGUACCUAGAUUAUCAGAUUCACAGAGACAGAAAGUAGAAUGGUGAUUGCCAGGUGCUAGGGCAGGAGAAAAUGAAGAGUCAUUUAAUGGUUAUAAAGUUUCAGAUUUACAAGAUAGAAAGAAUUCUGGAGGUAGAUGGGUGAUUUUUGUGCAAAAUUAUGAAUGUAUUUAAUACUAUUUGGCUGUACACUUAAAAUUGUUAAGCUUGUAAUUUUGUUAUGGCAUUUUACUAUGAUAAAAAUUGCAAAAAUAUAAUGAUAUAAUUGAAAGUGAGAAGGUAUGAGGGCAACAUUAAUCAACUUACAUAGAGAAAAUUUUAGCUACUGAGCAACAUUGAUGAAAGAAGAAAUUAGGGUUAAAUAUAUUAUUUAUGGUUUCACAAUUAAUCAAUAAAAAGUUUGAACAUCAUGACAUCAUCAAAUAUUAAGUAGAAUAGACCAGAUAUGUGGCUAUGUAAGUGAGCUGCAUCUCAUUUUUCAUAUGAGGUAGUCAAUGGCAUUGUUUAUGUUCCAUAUUUCAGGAAACACAGAGCUAUAAUAGUCAUUGAGAAUUCCAAAUGUUACUGCCAAACAAAACAAAACAAAAAUAAUUGAAGGAAAUUACAUCUAGUAUGUGGGACUAAAGGUGGGGAGAGUUGUACUGGGAAAUAUGAUUUUUAUUGUAUUCUUUUCUGUACUAUGGACUGUCUCAUGAAUGUAUUACUUUGACAAAACAUUUA
Molecule: messenger RNA, 2868 nt
Organism: Pongo pygmaeus (Bornean orangutan)
Lineage: Eukaryota; Metazoa; Chordata; Mammalia; Primates; Hominidae
Product: caspase-5
Exons: 9
Coding region: 133-1335 (400 amino acids)
Biological process (GO): regulation of inflammatory response; proteolysis; regulation of apoptotic process
Cellular component (GO): AIM2 inflammasome complex; NLRP3 inflammasome complex; IPAF inflammasome complex
Molecular function (GO): cysteine-type endopeptidase activity; caspase binding
Source: RefSeq, a predicted model, not a curated record